AGAAGAUAUGAUGAAACGUUCUUUCUCAGAGAACACCGAGCAGAAGGAGACCCCCGCACAACAGAGACAGGUGCGUGACCACGAGAAGACACUCAAGGAGAUGACAGCCGUAGAGUGUGUGCACUGCAGUGAUCUGGAGGACUACUACAAGGACACAGCCCAUCUGCUAACACUCAACUAUGACCUCAUGAAAUUUAUAUUCAGCACUAGUGCCGGGUCUAAGGUUCUUUCGCCUGGGCGGCUGUUUGUGAUCUGCCACAUGGCCCACCGUAACUCUGUGGCUGUGCUAUUACGCAGUGAAAGCCCGCCAAAAGUACCUGCCGUUACACUCACUGUACUGGUGCUCUGUAGUGAGAAUAUGGUACAACGCAAUGCAGGCGAAGGUGCGCUGCUGCCGCUGCCCGUCCAUGAACUGAGUGUGCCGCAGGGCAAGCUGUCGCACGAGAUAGUCAACAUCGCACCCACCGAUGUGCUGUACAUCACUAACCAGCGACUGGCGCUGAAGGACCCAGCAGCUAUGCUCAAGCCGAAGCCACCGCUGCCAGGAGGAAAGAAACGACCCGAAGAGGGCGAGGCAGACGAAUUGACACAACAACUGAUGGUCAUCGCAGAGAAAAUGAAUCAAAAAGAUGAAGUCACCACUAUCGAUCCAAAAAAAGACCUCAAAAUUCUGGAUCUGGAUUUUGCCGAAAAGUGGAGUCAGUACAAAACCAUUAAGGACCGUUUGCGGACGUAUGAGUGUCUCGGGUGUCCAGAUUUAAACGCGCACUAUGGCGAUACCUAUGUUAGGAAGUCUCUCCAUGAUAAGGUGCAAAAGCUCAAGUACAACCUGUCGCAACAGAAUCUGAGCCUGCUGCCCGAGUAUGAGCAACGCAUCCGCGUGUUGCAGAGGUUGAUGUACGUCGACCACGACCGGAUAGUACAACUCAAGGGACGUGUGGCAUGUGAAAUCAACAACUGCGAUGAGGUUUUAGUGACCGAACUGAUCUUCAACAAUGUUCUCACCGACCUGACGGCCGAGCAAAUUGUGGCCCUGCUGUCGUGUAUGGUGUUCCAAAGUAAAAUCAAUGACGAGCCGUGUUUGACCAAAGCACUGCAGGAGGGACAAGAAAACAUCAUCAAAAUGGCGACUCUGAUUGGCGAGACGCAAAUGGAAUGCGGCAUGACUGAGCCCGUUGAUACCUACCUCGAGACGUUGAAGUUCGGUCUAGUUGAAGUUGUGUACGAAUGGGCCAGGGGGAUGCCGUUUGCGGAGAUCACCAACCUGACCACAGUGGAGGAGGGUGUCAUUGUGCGGUGUAUAGUGCGACUGGACGAAACCUGUCGUGACGUGCGAAACGCUGCGCGUGUCAUAGGCGACCCCUUACUGUACAAGAAGAUGGAGCUAGCAUCCGAGCUGAUCAAACGGGAUAUCGUAUUCGCAGCUAGUUUGUAUACGGCCUAGCUUAAGUGGCAGGCACGCAUACGACAAUGAAAGUGCUUGAGGUCGUGAGCUGACAAGGAGGUAUGACAUUGGUUGGCAGGGGGGAUUCUUCUUCAUACGGGGUAGACACAGCAGUGGAUGGGAUGGUAUUAGCCGCCGGUUUGUACACGGACAUACCGUUAUAGAGACAACGAGGGAUAUGGAGGUGGAUCCUGAGACGAUGAAGCGCGAUGUUGAUAUAUAUGUAUAUAUAUAUGUGUGUGUGUGUGUGUAUAGCCGAUCGGUUGUUCAUGUCCCGAUAGAGUAUUGAAAAUUGGGCUCAGCGGGCUACAGCGAAUCCGUGGCAUCAGAGUGUACAAAUGACUAAAUGUUUCGUACGCGUUAAAAAUCAUAUACGACCCAAUGGAAUAAUGACACCGGCCACCGACGAGAGAAAAGCAUUCUAUGCUGACCAAUGUGUGGGCUGUAUAAGCGAUACGUUUCGUCUAGCGACAUUUGUUAAGCAGACUGGAACGCGAGAAGGGAGGGGCGCUCGCGGCUUGGUUGCAUUUCAGCUGAUGGAGUGCACUAUUGGAUUACUAUCAGGGCAUAAUUAUUACCGCGGAGAAGCUGUGUUUAGUGUCAGUUUAUUAGUUGGUCUGUCAAGGGCAUGUUGUUGACCUAUGACAGCCAGUCUGUAAUGUUGGGAACGACAAUCACUAGGCUGGAAUGUGUAUAUCUCGGACGAUGCAACUGAGAGCCUCAAUUUGGUAUUCGGCGUAGUCACUCACCAAAGCAGUCGUCGAAAUGAGACACAACGGUAUCAUGUAUUUCAGUAGAGAGCGGCAAAUUAACAUCCACCGCCACCUUGCACACGGCCUCGACAAUAGAUGUGUAUUGAUAGUAUCACUUAGUAAACAUUAGACGACAAUAGGUGUGUAAGUGAUAGCAUCACUCAGUAAACAUUCGACGAUAAUAGGUGCGUAGUAAUAGUUACAUCGAGUGCAUGACUCUAUAAACAUUAGACACGGC
This is a messenger RNA of Sphaeroforma arctica JP610, 2434 nucleotides long. RefSeq lists its product as hypothetical. Gene Ontology annotation, cellular component: Ski complex. Gene Ontology annotation, biological process: nuclear-transcribed mRNA catabolic process, 3'-5' exonucleolytic nonsense-mediated decay. The record is from RefSeq and is a predicted model, not a curated record. Gene Ontology annotation, molecular function: RNA helicase activity. Lineage: Eukaryota; Ichthyosporea; Ichthyophonida. The transcript has 11 exons. Bases 8 to 1444 code for a protein of 478 amino acids.